Molecule: messenger RNA, 1892 nt
Organism: Fulmarus glacialis (Northern fulmar)
Lineage: Eukaryota; Metazoa; Chordata; Aves; Procellariiformes; Procellariidae
Gene: EDNRA
Product: endothelin receptor type A
Exons: 7
Coding region: 81-1346 (421 amino acids)
Biological process (GO): G protein-coupled receptor signaling pathway; regulation of blood pressure; vasoconstriction
Cellular component (GO): membrane
Molecular function (GO): endothelin receptor activity
Source: RefSeq, a predicted model, not a curated record
CAGGUGAAGAAGUGAGAAGUAUCUCACUGCAACAUUGAAAAAACCCUGUCUCGCUGAAUUUGCUUUUUGGGGACUUCAGGAUGGAAGCCUUGUGUUUAAGAGUUUCCUUGCUGCUGCUGGUGCCAGGAUUUGUCCUCAGUGACAGCUCUGACAGAUACGCUGCCAAUCAGAGUGACUUGGGAAACUACCUUUCCACUUUCUCAGGGAUCGAAUCCAGCAUACUCCUCACCACCAGACAGCCCCUGGUGUCCAACCAAACUGUCAAAUGCUCCCAGCAGACUAAGAUUGCUGAAACUUUUAAAUACAUUAACACGGUGGUAUCUUGUGCUAUUUUCAUCGUUGGAAUGGUUGGGAAUGCAACUCUGCUGAGGAUCAUUUACCAGAACAAGUGUAUGAGGAAUGGCCCGAAUGCACUGAUAGCCAGUCUGGCACUAGGAGACCUUAUCUAUAUUGUCAUUGAUAUUCCUAUCAUUGUGUACAAGCUCCUUGCUCAGAAGUGGCCUUUUGGAGAUUCUGAAUUUGGACAGUUUCUUUGCAAAUUCCUUCCCUUUAUACAGAAGGCAUCGGUGGGAAUCACAGUCCUUAAUCUCUGUGCCCUUAGUGUGGACAGGUAUAGAGCAGUUGCCUCCUGGAGCCGUGUUCAGGGAAUUGGAAUCCCUAUGAUCACUGCUAUUGAAAUUUUCUCCAUUUGGCUUCUGUCCUUCAUACUGGCUAUUCCGGAAGCAAUUGGUUUUGCUGUGGUACCUUUCAGAUACAAGGAUGAAGGUUAUGUUACCUGCAUGCUCAAUCCUACAAAUAAUUUUAUGUUGUUUUACAAAGAUGCAAAGGAUUGGUGGCUGUUUGGUUUCUAUUUCUGCAUGCCACUGGCGUGUACUGCCAUCUUUUAUACGCUAAUGACUUGUGAAAUGUUAAACAGAAGAAACAGCAACUUGAGAAUCGCUCUCAGUGAACACCUUAAGCAGCGUCGAGAAGUUGCAAAGACAGUUUUCUGCUUAGUAGUGAUUUUUGCUCUUUGCUGGUUCCCUCUCCAUUUGAGCCGAAUUUUGAAGAAAAUGGUAUACAAUGAAAGAGACCCCGGCAGAUGUGAACUGCUCAGUUUCUUGCUGCCAUUGGAUUAUAUCAGCAUCAACCUGGCAACCAUGAACUCUUGUAUAAACCCAAUAGCUCUGUAUUUUGUGAGCAAGAAGUUUAAAAACUGUUUCCAGUCAUGUCUUUGCUGUUGCUGCUCCCAAUCUAAGAGUCUAGUGACUUCAGUGCCCAUGAAUGGAACAAGCAUUCAGUGGAAAAAUCAAGAACUAAACAAUCACAAUACAGAUCGAAGCAGCCAUAAAGACAGCAUAAACUGAAAAUUAAGGACUCUGAUACCACUUCAGAAUUAAACAGGAAAAAAAAAGUCACAACAAAGCUAUUUCAACAGGAAGCCCAGUGACUGUUCCAUAAUCAAUUCAGACAUGUGCACCCUUGUACCUAAUUCUAGAGGUGACUGAGUAGAUUGACUGACUAUAACUGUGAUGUUCUGUGAACUGAGAUCCACUGGAUGGUAAUUCUGUCUCUGAAAAUUAUAUUGAUGUGAUAAUGACACCAAGAAGCUGACUUGAACUACACAAGUGGUUUGAUCUUCUGAACCAAGCAGGAACUGUCCAUUGUCUGUGAGUGGUGCAAUACAAUCUUUUUACCUGAUUGUCACCUAAGAUUAAUCACUCUGGAAUUUUUCAGAAGAUAUCAAAAUGGAAUCUGUCUGUGACUGUAUUUUCUCUCUGCCCUUUUGUCUUUUAUUUGUGUGGUGGAUAUAUUCCAUGCACCAGUAUGUUUUGCAUGUUGUUGUUGUUGGUUUUCAGGUUUAUGUUGGAAAAUGUUUUGGUCCAUACCAGUAUUUUACUUACUUAUGUUAC